This is a messenger RNA of Neohortaea acidophila, 609 nucleotides long. RefSeq lists its product as uncharacterized. NCBI's taxonomy places the organism in Eukaryota, Fungi, Ascomycota, Dothideomycetes, Mycosphaerellales, Teratosphaeriaceae. The transcript has a single exon. The record is from RefSeq and is a predicted model, not a curated record. Bases 164 to 574 code for a protein of 136 amino acids.
AUGCUGCAUAUGGAGAUGUUAGACAAAGUAUUGAAGUCCGAUGUAUGGCGUUCUGGUAAGCCAUGCAAGGUGAACAUUCGCUGCCCAGGAAUCGACCCGCACGCAACGGGGAUAUGUCCAACUAAGCACCUUCACGAUCAGAGAAAGUUGUGGUUGGAGAAUCAUGCCAAUUUCAAGUCAUAUUCCAUUCUUGAGUGCUACCGACGAGCCUCGAGAACACCCAAACGUCUCUUUGUUCCCACACCUCCGCAUGUUGCACGCUCUUCGUAUUCGAGUUGAUACAGGACUUCCUUCCCAUGCCUCUGAUUUACUCCUUUCAACGCUGAGGAUUCUUCCCUUUCUCGGAGCUAGACGACUUCUUCUGCCCGGAGUGACCCGAGUCUUUUGUGGGGUUGGCUGCUCUCACGGUCAGCACUUUCUCGAGGUUGGCAAGUUCUACUGCACUCACCAGGUUUCUGAUGAGACACAUGAGGUGUUUGCGGAGCGGUGGCCUUCAUUGCCGACUUCACUGGUUGGCUCUUCACCUCGGCAGCCUGGACUCCCUUCUUGGCUGCUCGGUAGCCGUAGUCUUUGACAGCUGUGCCCUCUUUCCCGCCAUCUGUAGUCUGU